AUGCCUAAGAAGGUCUGGCAUGCUGCUUCUCUCUCCUUCUCCUACUUCACCAUCCUCACCUACUGGGGCCUCGCCUUCUACUUCCUCUUCGCCUCCCUCCACACCCUCUCCUACGCGCGCCACGGCACCCCGCUGCUAGCACACUUCCCCCGCCCCCUGCAGGCGCUGCACUCCCUCCUCUACACCACAAUCAUCACCUACCCCUUCCUGGUGACAAUCGUCUACUGGGCGGUUCUAUACUCAUCCUGGUUCCCAACCCCCUACCCCCGCUGGACCAACAUCUCCCAACACGCCUUAAACUCCCUCUUCGCCCUCUUCGAGCUCGUCAUCCCGCGCACCUCGCGCCCGCCAUGGUUGAAUCUCCCAGCACUGAUCCUGAUCCUCGCGCUCUACCUCGCUCUCGCUUACCUCACACACUAUACACGCGGCAUCUACGUCUACGAGUUCCUCGACCCAGGAAACGGCCGGGGCUUGCUAGCGGGAUACGUACUGGGCAUCGCGGCGGGGAUUAUCGUCAUCUUUUUGAUUGUGCAGGGCUUGGUUUGGUUGAGGAAGUGGGGGACGGAGAGGAAGAUGGGGAGGGAGGGGAGGUUUCAUGGGGGGAGGGCGAAGGCGCAGGGGGAUGCGGAGUUGGAGGCAGUGGGAGGAUAAGGCCUGAUCGUUCGUUCGUUUUGGCGAUAUCUGUUAUGGCGAUGUGUUUGGGAGAUUUGAUGUUUUGAUAGUAGUGGCGCUGGUGGAAUUUUUUGUGUAGAUAUUCCCCAUACCGACAACACCUGUCUAUAUAUAUAAUAAUAAUACCCCCC
This is a messenger RNA of Pseudogymnoascus destructans, 803 nucleotides long. RefSeq lists its product as uncharacterized. Lineage: Eukaryota; Fungi; Ascomycota; Leotiomycetes; Thelebolales; Thelebolaceae. The record is from RefSeq and is a predicted model, not a curated record. Gene Ontology annotation, cellular component: membrane. Bases 1 to 651 code for a protein of 216 amino acids. The transcript has a single exon.